AGAUUGCUCGCCAAAGGAGUCAAAUGAGUGCGCAGAUCUCCCCACACAUGGCAAUGGGUUCGCCAAUGAAUGCAGAUAACUUUGGAGCUAACCUUGGUGCAUCCAGCUACAAUCAGCAAUUGUCGACUCAGCGGAUGGAUUUGAAUAUGCACAACAUGAAGUUCGGAUACGAUUUCAAUGCCGCCAGCCCUCACGCGAGCUUCAGUAACCAUGGCAAUAACACCGCCUUUGCUACGGGGCAGCGUGAGUCGUCGACAAGUUUGGAGUCUCGCCUGGCACCUCCAGGCAGCGGUGUGUUCUUAGACAACAGCACUGCGGGAAUGGGCCAACUGAACUCUGAUGUGAUGGCUUUUAAUGCCGGAAAUGUCGGUCACAAGGGCCAGAACAUGCGCCAAUUGGAGGCAUUACUGGAGAAGGAUACGCCGGCGCCCGAGCCCAAGUCAAGCAAGGUCCUUAUACCGCAGUCUAUGCUACCGCCAGAACUCAUCGAGCAGGGGGCUGAGAUCAAUAUCGUCGACGACUUGCUGGCCAUAACCAAUACACCUUCUCAGUUCGGAAGGUUUAGAUAUAAAAGCGAGCAAAGGGAAAGGCCUUUAUCGGCCGAGAAAGGAUUUCCGGAGGUUACGCUCAAUCCUGCGUACUCACACUUGGUGGCAGUUGGGGCUAUGGUGACUGUCCGGAUCGUGACGAAGACAACGAAUGAGAAAAUGGAAGUACUGCCGCAUUAUCACGAACUCGGAGGAACCAGCGAGGCGCCUUUGCUCGGGCCGCAGCGAAAGGCUGUAUUCGACAAUCUCACUGUAUUGAUGAGCAAGCACACCGGCAACAAGAGCGAUACCAAGAGGAACAAAGAUGACCAGCGCGCAUGUCGAUUACUGUUUGAGUUACAGUUCACUAGUGGAGAUAAAACACUCUAUGGUUAUGUAGUGUCCUUCCCGAUCUUCAAUGCUAAACUGAUGAUUAACAAACUGAGCACUGGGUUCGGAUCUUGCAAUGGACAAAAUGAAGUCAUUCUGCUAUGCUCGAAAGUGCGGAAAGCCACGACGACGGUGGUCGUAUCAGAUGCGGCUAUGCUUGAGGUUUUGGGUGACAAAAUCAGUGGGAAGGUGGGGGCCAACACAGUUAGGCACGACGAGGCGAAGUGGACUGUCGAUUCGAACACAGGCUUUGGGUUUUGCGUGCUACCCUUGCGCAUCAUACAGUUCCAUCACCAGUAUGCCAUUGUGAUAGAGAUGCCCCAGUAUCACAAUCCUAAUAUCCUGGAGGGGCAUCCAAUCAACAUUCAAAUAAUUGACUUCGAAGAUGGCACCGAAUCAGCGCCAGCUCGAUACACUUAUAUACCCUCAGGUAAGAACGAACUGAUAU
Sphaeroforma arctica JP610 is the source of this 1365-nucleotide messenger RNA. RefSeq lists its product as hypothetical. Gene Ontology annotation, cellular component: cytoplasm. Gene Ontology annotation, biological process: canonical NF-kappaB signal transduction; cellular response to stress; regulation of DNA-templated transcription. NCBI's taxonomy places the organism in Eukaryota, Ichthyosporea, Ichthyophonida. The transcript has 9 exons. Gene Ontology annotation, molecular function: DNA binding; DNA-binding transcription factor activity. The annotation marks the transcript as partial. The record is from RefSeq and is a predicted model, not a curated record.